Molecule: messenger RNA, 2582 nt
Organism: Spinacia oleracea (spinach)
Lineage: Eukaryota; Viridiplantae; Streptophyta; Magnoliopsida; Caryophyllales; Amaranthaceae
Product: probable protein phosphatase 2C 60
Exons: 5
Coding region: 725-1894 (389 amino acids)
Biological process (GO): protein dephosphorylation
Molecular function (GO): cation binding; protein serine/threonine phosphatase activity
Source: RefSeq, a predicted model, not a curated record
CCAUAGUUGGUCCUAUGCUUUGCUGGCUUGAAGCUCUCCAUUGUUGGUUUUUAAUGGGGUCUGUCUGCUAAGAAGACCCCUCCAACCCCAAUCCCUCUUCCAAAAAAAACAAAACAAAAUUCAAUUCAAUUCACCUCUUUUCUGGAAAUGCUGAUACCUCAUUUUCAUUCUCUUCUUCAGUCUCAUCACUUCCUUCCAACUACUCAUACCAAACAAAGUUCAGAUUAUUAGAAUACUCUAUAAAAAAAAAACCCAAAUUUUCUGCAAUUUUUAUCGGGGUUUGAUUUGAUGGAUCUUUAGAUCUGAAAGUAUUUUUCAACCACUAGUAGUGUUUCUUUGUUUUUCUUUCUCCUCUAGAUCUUCGCUCUUCUUCUGGGUACCCCUACAAAGAGUGGGAAUCCCUCCAAUUAUAAGGGAGAAAUAUAAUCGGGUUCCGCAGCUUGAAUCGAGGUUUUGUAGCUAAGCUAGACUAAGAAUUUGGGGUUUUGAUAUGAUAGGCUUGAUCUGUUAGAUAAUAUUGAUCACUAUAUAUGUCAAUAUUGUAGAAUUUAGGGUGUGUUUGGAUUUCAAAGUGUACUGAUUGCAUAUUGUAACAAGAGUGAAGGGGGGGGAAAGUUUUGGUGGAAAAUAAGGGGAGGUUGUAAUUGUGUUGGGUGAAAAAGUUGUUUAAAGUGUCCCAUAUGAAAUGUGGGGAAUUAGGAGGGUGGUUUGGUUGAGAUGAGGUAUGCUAUCAGGGUUGAUGAAUUUUCUGAGGGCCUGUUUGUGGCCAGUUUCGGAUCCUUCAAUCCACGCGGGUUCGGAUUCGAGUGGGCGUCAAGAAGGGCUAUUAUGGUACAAGGAUACUGGGCAACAUGUUAAUGGUGAUUUCUCAAUGGCUGUUGUGCAAGCCAACAGUUUGCUUGAGGAUCAAAGUCAACUUGAAUCAGGCAGCUUGAGUUCACUUGAUUCUGGUCCAUGUGGUACUUUUGUGGGCGUCUAUGAUGGGCAUGGUGGCCCGGAGACUUCGCGUUAUAUCAAUGAUCACCUCUUUCCUCAUCUCCGCAGAUUUGCUACAGAAAAUCAUUGCAUAUCUGCAGAUGUAAUUCGGAAGGCAUUUCAGGCAACAGAAGAAGGAUUUUUGUCUGUUGUAAGUAGGCAAUGGCCAAUGAAACCCCAACUUGCUGCUGUUGGAUCAUGCUGCUUGGUAGGAGUCAUAUGUACCGGGGCCCUUUAUAUCGCAAAUCUUGGUGAUUCUCGAGCUGUUUUGGGGAGACUUGUCAAAGCAACGGGAGAAGUUCUUGCCGUCCAGCUCUCAACAGAGCACAAUGCAUGUUUAGAAGCCGUGAGACAGGAACUGCAGUCAACACAUCCUGAUGAUUCACAUAUUGUCGUGUUAAAGCAUAAUGUUUGGCGUGUGAAGGGCCUUAUACAGAUUUCUAGAUCUAUUGGAGACGUAUAUUUAAAGAAGGCUGAGUUCAAUAGAGAACCUCUUUUCGCCAAAUUUCGCCUGCGGGAACCUUUCAAAAGACCGAUAUUAAGUGCAGACCCAUCAAUUUUAGUUCAUGAGCUGCAGCCACAUGAUCAGUUUGUAAUAUUUGCUUCAGAUGGACUAUGGGAGCACCUUAGCAAUCAAGAAGCUGUCGAUAUUGUGCAAAAUAAUCCACGAAGUGGAAGUGCUAAGAGAUUGGUAAAAUCUGCACUUCAAGAGGCGGCUAAAAAGCGAGAAAUGAGAUAUUCGGAUCUGAAGAAAAUUGACCGUGGGGUUCGACGUCAUUUCCACGACGACAUCACUGUGAUUGUAGUAUUCCUGGACUCAAAUCUCGUGAGUCGGGCUACUAGUGGAUCUAAGGGCCCACAAGUGUCGGUUAGAGGAGCUGGGGUUACCCUUCCUUCUAAUACUCUAGCACCCUCAUAGAUGGAUGUUCAGCUAAUGGCUUUCAGAAAAUCUAGCGCGUUUUUGAAGAAUUGGAGAAGCUAGAAAAAGAGGGUACGGUACGGUACUAUAACGUGUUCUCACGGCGUAUGCCAUAGCUACUUUUAACUUGGAACUGACAGUGGAUUUUUAAGUUCUAUCGUGGUAUCGAGAAGAGAGUGAGAUGGAAAUCAGGUGAUGGUUAUGAUAGUUAAGUUAAAAUUCCUCAUAUUGACUGGUAUCUUUUGCGGUGACGAUUUUUUCACUUUUGCCCUAUCUAUUUGUUAAAUUUUACUCCGUAUUGUUUUACUUACUAUUUUCAGAAGGGUGCUUAGGCCCAUUGUAUAAAAAAAAAAAAGGAAAGGAAAAGGUACCAUUUUGGCUAUACCACUUGAGUUUGAACUGAAAAGUUUGAGCUAAGAAGCCAACUGAAAGGGGCUUUAGCUCGAAAAUGUGAUUUUCACCUCCUUUGGGUUAUAGAUUUUGGAGUUAAUUUGCCCUUACUCUGGGAUUGUAGAUAUGACUUUGGUGAUAUGUGUCACUUUUUAUUGCAUAAAUUGCCUUGAAGAUAGGCACAAAGGGUAAUGGGUUUAGGUUGGACCCUUCUGGAUAGUUUUGUUCUUGAAGGAACUUGUAAUGUACUGUACUACAUUUAGAGGUUAAUCAACUACUGUUUGCUAUUUGAGGUUAA